AUGGGAAAUGCACAAUCCGGACUUCCGCCGCUUGGGCCUGGUGAAGAUGGAAACAAGAAAGACGACCAAAACAAAAAUAAGAAAAAAAAAUGGGAACCACCACUUCCGACUCGUGUGGGAAAAAAGAAAAGACGUGGAGUGGAUGCAACUUCCAAAUUACCUGCAGUAUUUCCUACAACUCGGUGUCGCUUGAAGCUUCUUAAAAUGGAACGCAUAAAAGAUUAUUUAUUAUUGGAAGAGGAAUUCGUUCAAAAUCAAGAACGUUUGAAGCCACAAGAGGAAAAGGCUCAGGAAGAAAGAACUCGUGUCGAUGAUUUACGUGGUUCACCUAUGGGUGUCGGUACAUUAGAGGAAAUUAUUGAUGAUGACCAUGCAAUUGUAUCGUCAUCAACAGGUCCCGAAUAUUAUGUCAGUAUUCUUUCAUUUGUGGAUAAAGAUUUGUUGGAACCGGGAUGUUCCAUCUUGUUGCAUCAUAAGGCCAUGUCUGUUGUCGGCGUACUUCAAGAUGAUACCGAUCCGAUGGUUAGCGUAAUGAAACUUGAGAAAGCACCGACGGAAUCAUACGCUGAUAUUGGUGGUUUAGACCAACAAAUUCAGGAAAUUAAAGAAUCCGUUGAAUUACCAUUAACUCAUCCAGAAUUAUAUGAAGAAAUGGGUAUAAAACCUCCGAAAGGGGUUAUAUUAUAUGGUGUACCUGGAACAGGAAAAACAUUAUUAGCAAAAGCUGUAGCUAAUCAAACUUCCGCGACAUUCCUUCGUGUGGUCGGUUCAGAGUUAAUUCAAAAGUAUUUAGGUGAUGGCCCUAAACUAGUACGUGAACUUUUCCGCGUUGCGGAAGAGCAUGCACCGUAUGAUUCUAAUUCGGGUGGUGAAAGGGAAAUUCAAAGAACCAUGUUGGAACUACUAAAUCAAUUGGAUGGAUUUGAUUCACGAGGGGAUGUUAAGGUUAUCAUGGCAACGAAUCGCAUUGAGUCACUUGACCCGGCAUUGAUUCGUCCAGGACGUAUUGAUAGAAAGAUAGAGUUUCCAUUACCCGAUGUGAAAACAAAACGUCGAAUUUUUAAUAUUCAUACUGGUAGAAUGACACUAGCCGAGGACGUUGACUUGGAAGAAUUUGUCAUGUCGAAAGAUGACUUGUCGGGAGCUGAUAUCAAAGCUAUUUGUACAGAAGCAGGACUGCUGGCGCUCCGUGAACGACGCAUGAAAGUUGUCGCAGAAGAUUUCCGAAAAGCGCGUGAAAAAGUCUUAUAUCGUAAAUCAGAGGGUACACCUGAAGGAUUGUAUUUGUAA
Molecule: messenger RNA, 1290 nt
Organism: Ambispora gerdemannii
Lineage: Eukaryota; Fungi; Glomeromycota; Glomeromycetes; Archaeosporales; Ambisporaceae
Source: the annotation of a GenBank genome assembly